Ochlerotatus camptorhynchus is the source of this 2963-nucleotide messenger RNA. Its product is annotated as connectin-like. The coding region runs from base 1337 to 2896 and encodes 519 amino acids. Gene Ontology annotation, cellular component: extracellular matrix. Lineage: Eukaryota; Metazoa; Arthropoda; Insecta; Diptera; Culicidae. The transcript has 7 exons. Gene Ontology annotation, molecular function: protein binding. The record is from RefSeq and is a predicted model, not a curated record.
GCCACCAGGUGCGCGCCUUUCGGUUCGUCGGAGAUCCGGUCGGGAACCCUACAUAUCCGGACAGCGGAAAUAUCGUGGUCGCGUGCGUGCGUGAGUCAAAUCAAUUCGCGAGUGCCGGGGGCUGCUGCUUUGCCGAAGAGGGGUGGGUGUUUGUUUGGAUUUCCAAGCUACGGACGUGCGAUUCGUGAACAGUGCAUCAACAAACGGAACCAACCCACGACGGAGCUUACCCAUCGCCACUCCGGCUAAGUACCAUCAUUCACGUCAACAUCAACAACAGCCACUUCACCGCUGGAAGACAAGUUCACUCUCCAUGCGAAAAGUGCUUUAAAUUAAAAGUCAAAAGAAAAACAUUGAUUGCCAAACUUGCUGCCGCCGCCAUCACAUCAGGUGUCUUUCGGUUUGGUUCGGGGCCACUUCCGUCGGAGAUUUCCGCAGGUACGCAGCAACAAAAAUCGAAAGCGAAGCCGAAACGGUGUGAAAGGAAGUCCAAGUUUACCGGUUCUGCCCACCCAUUGACCUUAAUAGUCGUCGUCGUCUCCGAGAUCGUCCCACCGAGCUUCAGCUUCCCGUGAAGCUCGCCGGUGCCAACAACCAAACAGCUCAACAAAUCCGAAACUCGAGACAGCGCUUCCUAGAAGUUUUCCAUCACUUUGUCUUCUUCGCCUCCGAAGUUCGCGUUGAAAACCCAUCAGACGAAGAAGACUGUUUUGUUUUAUUGUGAGCGCGAGUGUGUUCCAAAUUGGAAACCGGAGUAUUGGGAAGGAUAGCCAAUUCUGCGGUGGGGAAGCGACAGGAAAAUAAGUGUAAAUUGAUAUUUAUUGCCAGUGGGAUUCCGGAGCUGUUAUUCCCGCAGCGUGUUUUGUCCAUUCUGUGUCGUGGACCCAAAACGGACGUAGUUGAAUGGUGGAAGAAGCAGCAUUUGAGCAUCCUUUCUUUUUACAGCAGCAGUGAAAUAACAAUUAGAAGAAAUUGGAAAAGAGAACUUGUUCGCCUCAACAACAACGGAACGGAAUCAACGGUAACAAGGUUUCGAGAGAAGUGAUUGAAGGCCAGAACUUUUUAUGUUUGUUUGCAGUGAAAAGAGUCGAAGUGAAUCGGAUUCCGGAGUGUUGGGGGUUGCGAAAUCCUGUCCAGCUGUGUAAACUAAUUGGAUUCAACAUACACUAAUUACAGAGUCAUAAAAGAUUGUGAACUUUGAUUCCACCUUCCACCUGAAGAGGGACCGGCUCCCAAAGACUAGUGCCGUUUCAUCUAGGAUUACCCCAACCACCGGGCACGGUUGACCUGUGAAAACCAACCGUCUCUACAAAGGAAGAAGGAAAAUCCCUCAGUCAUGUCUCCAUCACGAACAACCUGCUCACGGUCGAGCUUAGCAACGCUGGCGCUCAUUCUGUCAAUCACCUCGACCCUUGCCAGAAGCUACGAAAAGGAUACCCACCGAAAGGGGAAAUCCACACAGAUCUACGCCUCGCAGCCCACGAUCACCACUCCGCUGGUGGAUAUCUGCUCCGAGGACAUCAACAUGAAGUUGGCCUGCCAUUGCUCGCCGGAAGGCCACGCCAAAGCCCAGAAGGUUUCCUGCUCGAUCUUCGACGGUGAACUCCCCCGGAAGGAUGCCAACUGGUUGGCCUUCCACACCCAGACCAGUUUGGAGAAUCUCAAAUUCACCGUCCGAAAGUCCGGCAAUCUCACCUACAUCCCAUCGGACGUGCUGUUCACGCUGAAGAAGCUUCGGACGCUUUCGAUCGAGUACGGAAUCAUUGCGGAUAUCCAUCCGUACGCGUUCGGGAAUCUGACUGAACUGCGAACGGUGAACUUGCCAAACAAUCAGAUCAGGAUGCUACACCCCAACGCAUUCGCCAACCAUCCGUCGCUGGAUGAGAUCAUGUUGGAGAAUAACGACAUCCGCAAGGUAGACCGGGAAGCGUUCGUCAACUUGCCGAUGUUGAUCAAGCUGAAUUUGGCCAACAAUACGAUCAGUGAGCUGCACGACAAUGGCUUCAUCGAGCUGUCGAAGCUGGAGGAGCUACGGCUGGAGAUGAACAUGAUUUCGGUGCUGGCCAAGGAGUAUUUCAAGGGACUGGACAAUCUGAAGAUCUUGAAGUUGUCGUUCAAUGACGUCAACUACGUGGGCGGUACGGUGUUUGCCGAUCUGUGGAGCCUGCAGAUGCUGUUUCUGGAUGGGAACAAAAUUGAGAAAUUGGACGAACGAGCCUUCGACGGGUUGAGCAACCUUCAUUAUCUGCACCUGGAAAACAACCGGUUGAUAACGCUGGAGACUGGUACGUUCACGAGCGUUCCGGCCCUGAAGGUACUCAACCUGGAUGGCAAUGCACUGGAAACGCUGAGCUACAACCACAUCGUUCCGCUGAUGGAUAACCUGGUCAACAAAAGUGCGCUGCUUUCGAUCAGAGAAAACCGCUUCAUCUGCGACUGUCGCCUGGCCUGGGUUUACGAUCUCAGUAACCGCACCAGCAACGAGGACCUCCGGGAAAGCCUGAGCAAAAUCGAGUGCACCCUCGGUAAGAAGACCUCCUACAGCAACGACCCCCGGCAUGCGCAGUCCGUGGACCCGACCCUCCUGGAACCGGCAUUCGACGACGACGGCGAGUACAUCGAGGAUGCCGCCGAGAACGAAUUCACCGUCGAGGAGCAGCCCGAAGUGCUCAACCUGAUCAAGGUGGGCAAGGAGCGGCUUCCCUGCCCGGAGGAACUGAUCGGCCCGACUGACGGGCCCUAUCCGCGUGAAUCCAAAGGCUUGGUCGAUCGAUCCAGGGGACACUCCGGAGUCAGUGCCAUUCGGCCAAGCAGCAGUAGCACGAUCUAUUCCGCUGUAGCAUGUAUUUUCGUUUCCUCCGUAGGCUUAGUGAUGAUCUCUAGCGAUAGAUUGUAAAUUUGCUUAACUUAUUUCCCUGCUGUGUAUGUAUUAGACGUGUAAGAGUGUACCGAUAAAAACAAAA